AGUGGUUCUACGGUUCAUUUGACUGCUGCUUUGGCACAGUAGUCGUGUGGUUAGCUGAUUCAGAGUGAUUCUACAAAGAUCAGACGGUCCACGAAAGACGAGAGUGAAGUUUGCGCAGACUAUUUUGCAUAAGCAGUUAUUUAACGCGGUCAAGUCACUGAAGACCUCAAGAUGGAGUUCAACUCGACAUACAGCUAUGAGAAUGGCUCAUACGACGAACCGUUAAUACCGAUGUGUGAGGUUGAUGACUACAGCAAGACCACCGGCGUGUGCUACGCCACGAUCUUCUGCCUCAGCAUCACUGGAAAUGGCUUCCUCUUGUUUGCGCUCACCUGCUACGAAGACCUGAAAAGGGCCACCAACCUUUUCAUGUUCUGUUUGGCUCUUUUCGACCUCUUGUUCACGCUGACGUUGCCUUUCUGGUGCGUGGAGCUUCUUGAUCAAUGGAUUUUUGGUGACAUUGCUUGCAAGAUCAUGACCGGGGCCUAUUUCGUAGGCAUCUACGGGAGCCUCAUCCUUCUCACGGCCAUGACCCUCGACCGUUUCGUUGUGGUCGUGGUCAGAAGUUACUGGCUAACACGGAGUCGAAGGCACAAAUGUUCAAAGGCAGCCUGCAUCGGGGCCUGGAUCUUGAGUUUGAUUGCUUGUCUGAGAGAUUCAGUAGCCUCAAAGGCGCAAGACGCACAUAUCAAUAAAUACUCAUGUCAAAGCACCAAAACGCUCGAUGACAAUGUUGGAUAUUACGCACAGCUCAUUCUGUUGUUCCUCGUACCGCUUGCAAUCAUUGUUUUCUGUUACACCAAAAUAAUUUUGACCCUCAUGUCGACGACGACCAGGCAGAAAUACAAGACCGUGAUUCUGGUGCUGUGCAUUGUUAUCGCUUUCUUCGUAUGCUGGGGGCCGUAUCACAUCGUCAUCGUGUUGAUGUCCGUCUAUGACUUCGAUGAAUGCGAACAUUACGAGCUGCACGUUGCAUUUGUUGUCUGCAGGAUCCUGGCGUUUUCUCACUGCUGCAUGAACCCGGCGCUGUAUAUUGUCAGAGGGAAGUACAGAAAUCUCUUGUCAAGCUUGUUGUUCUGCUCACCUGAGCUCAGGCAGCCAGGGACCUACAGGGGAGCGACGGAUCCCAGCGACUCCAGGAUUCAUCCGUACACCAAUGAAGGACCUCGAGAAAAUUGUGAAUUGCAGCAAACAAACAUCACAGAGCUGAACACAGCUGAAAACAGUGAAAAAUGGAGACCGUGAACGGGACGAAUUUGUAUAUUGCAUGAAAUAUAUAUGUUUUUUUUUUUUUUUUUACUUGAUACUUGAUCCCUCAAAUGAUACUGAUUAAGUUUUUAAUUUCAUAUAAAAAUCCAAAAAUGUUGUAU
Molecule: messenger RNA, 1370 nt
Organism: Puntigrus tetrazona (Sumatra barb)
Lineage: Eukaryota; Metazoa; Chordata; Actinopteri; Cypriniformes; Cyprinidae
Gene: xcr1b.2
Product: chemokine (C motif) receptor 1b, duplicate 2
Exons: 3
Coding region: 172-1245 (357 amino acids)
Biological process (GO): chemotaxis; G protein-coupled receptor signaling pathway; immune response
Cellular component (GO): membrane
Molecular function (GO): chemokine receptor activity
Source: RefSeq, a predicted model, not a curated record